AUGGAAGACUUGGAACUGCCCCUCAAAUCUGGAGCAGAACCGAACGCCGAAUUGGAAAGUCAAUUGUCUGCGGAUCCAGAGAACACAGAUCCCAGCACCGAAGAAAUGGCUCGUAUCUAUGAGCUUGAAGCCCGACUGCCAAUUGAUUUUAAACGUUUGGAGAAACCACUCAGACAGCUCUCUGACGAACGGGAGGUGGCCCGAAAGUAA
Messenger RNA from Echinostoma caproni, 210 nucleotides. The record is from the annotation of a GenBank genome assembly. NCBI's taxonomy places the organism in Eukaryota, Metazoa, Platyhelminthes, Trematoda, Plagiorchiida, Echinostomatidae.